AUGAUGUAUGUAACGCAGCACAAUGUCGAACAGGUGGCGUACAGCAAACAUGCAGCAACGCAAGCUGGUUCCCCGUUGAAGAAUUGGAUUCACCUGGCAUACUCGAUGAAGACCGUAAUAGAAUUUUACACACUAUUCGCAUUCAUUUGCACGUUAUCGCAAGCUCUCGAGAGACGAAGUGUCUUCUACGUCAAACACAACUCCACCGAAAAGACGCAAAAGUCGGUUUCAUCCAGCGAUGAAAAACCAACCCUCUGGCUCAAGGAUCACGAUGCACCACGGAUACGACCGCAUUUCAGCCUGACUAAAACGUCCAAUUUUUUGUUCGACCUAAACCGGUACCGCUGCGGCGAGCCGGUAAAUGCUGACUGCAUCAAUCGAACGGUGCUGUUCCGAACGAAAAUCAUUGGCGAGCUUCGGAAGCGACUGAAAGAACCGUUCACCGACGGUGAUCACUAUCAGGUGCGGUAUGGCCGUCCGCCGGAACCAGUACCAAGUCCAGUUUGUCGGAUGGUACGGGCGAAUGUGCGUGUACUAUCCUGGAAGGAACCUCCCUUCACGUGGAAUGAAAUCGGUAGCUACCUGCCGACUACGCCAUUGUUCGGUAACAUCACUAACGGAAGCUGUGUCAUCGUUGCCAGUGCCGGUUCUCUGAAACGAUCGCAGCUUGGUUCGUUCAUCGACGAGCACGACAUCGUGAUGCGGUUUAACCAUGCACCUACGGAAGGGUACGAAGGGGACGUUGGCUCAAAGACAACCAUCCGGGUUGUAAACUCGCAAGUCGUUACGAAGCCCGAGUAUCGGCUGCUGACAGCACCACUGUUCCGGAAUGUCACGAUUGCUGCCUGGGACCCGGGCAAAUACGAUCAAUCUCUCUCCGAAUGGCUGGCCACGCCGGACUUUAAUCUGUUCGAAAACUUUAAAAAGUUCCGCAGCAAUCACCCACAGUCGAACUUUCACAUCAUCGAUCCACGGAGUAUCUGGCGAGCAUGGACCGCUUUGCAAGACUUAACGCCAACACCAAUACGAAAAAAUCCACCAACAUCGGGGUUUAUCGGACUUGGAUUACUGAUGCCUGUUUGUCGAUACAUAGACGUGGUGGAGUACAUCCCGAGCACUCGCAUGAACGGAUUGUGUCAUUACUACGAUGACGAACUUAACCUCGGCUGUACAUUCGGAGCCUGGCAUCCGCUGGCGGCCGAGAAGCUACUCGUCUUCCAAAUGAACUCGGCCGAUGACUACAGCGUCUUCCAGCAGGGCACCGUCCGCAUACGUACCGACCAGCUUGACCGCUGCUAGAGAGCGACUACUUCCGGCACCUGUCC
Messenger RNA from Anopheles maculipalpis, 1325 nucleotides. RefSeq names its product beta-galactoside alpha-2,6-sialyltransferase 2 (gene SiaT). The transcript is spliced from 6 exons. The record is from RefSeq and is a predicted model, not a curated record. Gene Ontology annotation, molecular function: sialyltransferase activity. NCBI's taxonomy places the organism in Eukaryota, Metazoa, Arthropoda, Insecta, Diptera, Culicidae. The coding region runs from base 1 to 1299 and encodes 432 amino acids.